Molecule: messenger RNA, 2289 nt
Organism: Papilio xuthus (Asian swallowtail)
Lineage: Eukaryota; Metazoa; Arthropoda; Insecta; Lepidoptera; Papilionidae
Product: UDP-glucuronosyltransferase 2A3-like
Exons: 4
Coding region: 448-2016 (522 amino acids)
Molecular function (GO): UDP-glycosyltransferase activity
Source: RefSeq, a predicted model, not a curated record
ACAGACAAAACUAGUUGAGCUUAGACUUUAGUUUGGUAUAGGUAUUUUUUGGGACCAUUUUUGGGACCAUAUUUUUCAAGUUAUUUUUUAUUUGGAAUGUUGUUAAUAUAAGUGUAUAAUCAAAGUGUUGUGACUCCGAAAAAUGAAAUAACAUUUCAAUUUAAAUGUGCAUAAGAAAUUCUGUAUAGUUUUGUACAAAGUGAAUUAAUUGAAAUAACAGUGAGCUUAUUGAGGUUUUUACUAGCGUAUAAACGAAGUGGAGUGGAGUGGACCAGGGAGGAGGUUUAAUGACAAAGGAAAAUUCUAACAAUUCGCUGUUUACUUCGAUAUACUUAAUUUAUAUUUAACAGUUCAGUAUUGUAAAACAAAUUAGGGAACGUACCCAUACUACGUGACCCGUUUAGGGGGGGGGUCUUUAAAAUACUACAAAUUAAGUAAUUUUUAAAAAUGAAUGUAUCUUUAAGGACUUUGUUAUUUCCAUUGAUAUUAGUAAUUUUAUUUAAUUGUGUAAAUAGCGGUCGUAUUUUAGCAGUGUUUCCAACACCAUGUAUAAGUCACCAGAAAGUCUUCCGUCCCCUGACACUAGAGUUACUCAGACGUGGACAUGAACUAAUUGUUAUCACAACAGACCCGAUGUACCCAAAACGUGAAACACCAGAAAAUCUAACAGAAAUAGAUUUACACGACAUAUCAUACAAUGCUAAAGAGAUAAUUCUAAAUGAAGCGACACCAAAUAAACGCAGCCCUUUAGCUCAAGUAUUCAAAAUGACUGAACUAUUUACAAAUUUAGUAGAAUUACAAUUUCAAAGUGAUGAAUUUCAGAAAAUAUUAAGAAAUAAUGAGACUCAAUAUGAUUUAAUAAUAAUAGAGGCAUGGGUGAGACCAAUGUUAGUACUAUCUCAUGUAUUCAAAGCGCCAUUGAUACAACUAAGUUCCUUUGCUGGUUUGGUUUACAAUUACGAAGCCUUAGGUGUCCCAGUACAUCCACUUCGAUUUCCAACAUUUAUCCAUAAAAAAAUAAACAAUCAAUCUUUAUUGGAUAAAUUAAAAGAAGUGCAUUUAUUUCUGUGGUUCAAAUUUAUAAUAGCUAGUAGUGAAAGAGGUGAAAAUGCAAUGCUAAGAAGGAUUUUCGGUGCAAAUGUACCUACUAUCUCUGAAUUAUCAGACAAUAUCGAUUUGCUGCUUCUAAAUGUUUAUCCAAUGUGGGUGGGAAACAUUCCCGUACCCCCGAAUGUUGUUUAUAUAGGAGGAAUUUAUAAAGAUGCAGAACAAGACUUACCAGAGGACCUGAAAUUAUUUUUAAACGCUUCGAAACAUGGAGUAAUAUAUUUUAGCCUGGGCAGUAACGUUAAAAGUUCACAACUUUGUACAGAAACGAUUGAAAUGUUUUUGGAAGUAUUUUCGCAAUUGCCCUACGAUGUAAUAUGGAAAUGGGAUAAAGGUCAAUUAUUAUCAAGGACACCUAAAAAUAUUAUGAUAUCGGAAUGGUUACCGCAGUCUAGUUUGUUAAAGCAUCCGAAAGUUAAGUUGUUCAUAACACACGGAGGAUUACAAUCUACAGAAGAAGCAAUAUCUGCAGGCGUACCUUUGAUUGGUAUACCUUUUUAUGGGGAUCAAUUUUACAACGUGGAGAGAUAUGAGCAAUUUAAAAUUGGUGUGAAAAUAGACAUUUACAACAUUACAAAACAACAUCUAUAUGAGACGAUAAUGAUGGUAAUUAAGGAUAGAAGUUACCAUCAAAACAUGCUUCGACUACGUUCGCUAAUGAACGACCAACCUCAAUGCCCCCUCGAACGCGCGGUGUGGUGGACAGAGCACGUGCUGCGGCAAAGAGGCGCUGCGCACUUGCGCUCGCCUACUGCAAAUAUUACGUGGACUGAAUAUCUAGAAAUUGAUGUUUUCAUAGUCAUCGCUAUCUUAAUUUUAACUUUUAGUGCUUCUUGUAUUUGGCUAUUGAAUUGUUUGUUGAGAUAUCUAAUAAGUUCAUUGUUUAAUGUUAAAUUUAAAACGGAUUAAUGUAACUUAGAAGAAAUUAUUUGUGCAGUCUGAAUUUUUGGGAUGAUAGACAAGUUAGUAAAGUUAAUUGUUACAAAUUGUACUCUGUUAUUACAAGUAAAUGUGUUUUUAAAUGAAGUUCUUAUGAUUUUAAAGUAUAGUAUAUUUAGUUUAGAAAACUUGGGGAACAAGAACUAUUAAAGCGAUGACACGCACAGAAGGAAAUCAUUUCCUAUAGCUUUGGAAUACGAACAAGCUGCAAAUUAAACAUGGCAAGCUAAUAUUAUAAAUGCG